UGGAUAUUUUCUUGGAAGGAUAAUAGACAUCACUAGAUAAGCGAGUCAGGAUGUAGGACAAUGUGCAUCUGCGACCCGGUGUCGACACCUUCACCUGGACGGUUAUCCUAAUGGAAACCAUGGAUACGGUGGUCGCUGUAGCGAUUGGUGUGUUGGCAACCAUCUUCUUGGCAUCACUUGUGGGACUGUUUGUUGUGUGUAAAUACAGGUGUAAAAAAGGAACAGAUCUCAUUUCAUCGCAACAUAAAGACACAAGGCCUGAUAUUCAGUUGAUUCAGGACAGCCCUCAGGGGCAGAUAACUGAUGUAGAACUGGAUGAUGUUCGGAUAAACAACCCACGGCUGGAUGCCAUCCUCCAAGAUGAGAACUGGGUGGAUGAUGCCACAGGUCUAAUGCCACACUGUAUUUCCAUACUAAAGACCUGCCAUCAUCUAACAGAGAGGCUUGUUGCCAUUACAAUGGGAAACUCUCAGAUGAUUCAAACGCAGGAAUUACUAACUGAUAUCAUUGCUGUUGCCAAGAGAAUUAAUCCAAGGGUGGAUGAGGUAGUCAGUUCCAUGUAUCCCCCUCUGGACCCCCGUCUACUUGAGGCAAGAUGUACGGCCCUAGUACUAUCAGUAAGCCAUCUUGUUCUUGUCACAAAGCAUGCUUGCCGUAUGAAUGGAGGAGUGGACUGGAUAGAUCAGUCCUUAGCCAAUGUGGAGGAACACCUGAGGUUCCUCAGAGAAGCUAGCCUUUGUUCAGAAUGGACUAGUAGACUUCCAUCAGCGGAUUCAGAUGGGGAGACAACUGAACAAGAAAUAGCCAACCAAAUCACUCCUUCAAACCAGUCAUCGAUGGUGUAGACCAAUCAAAACAUUUCUUGCAUAUCAU
Ylistrum balloti is the source of this 873-nucleotide messenger RNA. Its product is annotated as transmembrane protein 98-like. Bases 111 to 845 code for a protein of 244 amino acids. The transcript has 6 exons. Lineage: Eukaryota; Metazoa; Mollusca; Bivalvia; Pectinida; Pectinidae. Gene Ontology annotation, cellular component: endoplasmic reticulum. The record is from RefSeq and is a predicted model, not a curated record.